CGGCUUCGCAAUCUCAGCUGACCUCUCAAGAUCCAAGAAGCGCAACAAGUUACAUGCGCGGUGUUCUUUCACCGCCGGCCCCCCCUCGACCAUUCCUUCUUACAAGCAUCAGCUGUUUACAACCAGCGCAACCCUCGCGACGGGCGCUCACUGUUUCCCAAUACUCUAGCAUCAAUCAGUGCACCCCUCAAAUCCACCACCUCGAUCCAGCCUCCCUUUCCCAGGGUGCCAAGAUGUCGCACGACAAACAGCAGCACGACCCUUUCUUCCGGCCCAUCGGAGAGCAUGUCGAAGACUCCGACUCCCCUUCGACGCAGCAGGUAGAUGGACAGACCGACAGCCUGCUGCCUACAGAGCCAGGUGUUCCGACGGACGCCCAGCCUCGCAUGGUAGAGGAGAUCGAAUCGCUGUGCAUGGCUUGUCAAAAGAACGGGACGACUCGACUUUUAUUAACUUACAUUCCUUAUUUCAAGGAGGUCAUCAUUUCCAGCUUCAGCUGUGAUCAUUGCGGCAACAGGAACAAUGAGAUUCAGAGCGCUGGCCAGAUUCAAGACAAGGGCGUGCUGUACACGGUGCACUGCACUUACGCAAAGGACCUGGACAGACAAGUCGUCAAAUCGGAAUUCGCUACCCUCAUCAUCCCGGAGCUCGAGCUGUCCAUUCCGCCGCAACGAGGUCAAUUGACAACCGUAGAGGGUCUGCUUUCAGACACUGUGAGGGACUUGUCGCUUGAUCAGCCUGUGCGCAAGCACGUUGCGCCGGAAGCACACGAUAAGAUUGAGGCGAUCUUGGAUCGAUUGAGGGGCAUUUUAGCGCAAGAUGCGGAUGGAAACAAGCUUGCUGCAGAGGACGACGCCAGAAAGUUUGAGCCCUUCAGCUUGAGAGUGGACGACCCAAGCGGCAAUUCGUUCAUCGAGUUCACCGGAUCAAUCCGAGGCCUUGGCGCCGAGGACAACAAGUGGACAAAGAGGGAUUACCCUAGGACACCGGAGCAGAACGCAACACUCGGCCUUGGUGCUCCUCCUUCUGCGCCUAAGGAGGUAGAAGGCGAGGUGGACCCAGAUCAGGGCGGUGGCUUCAGCAAGGCAGAUGGAGAGACGGAGUUUGAAAACGAGGAAGUGCUCGCUUUUGACGGCACGUGCUCGAGCUGCUCGGCGCCUCUGAAGACACUCAUGAAGAAGGUCAACAUUCCUUACUUCAAGGACAUUAUAAUCAUGUCGACAAAUUGUGACUUCUGCGGGUAUAGAGACAACGAGGUCAAGUCGGGCUCGGCCAUCAGCGAGAGGGGCAGGAAAUUGACUUUGAAGGUGGAGGACUCGUCCGAUUUGUCCCGAGACCUCCUCAAAUCCGAGUCAGCUGGCUUGAGCAUUCCCGAGAUCGAGCUCCAUUUGAACCCUGGAACUCUGGGUGGUCGGUUCACGACGUUGGAAGGCCUGCUGCAGCAAGUCUACGACGAGUUGUCGACACGCCUGAUGAGGGGAGACUCGAAUAGGGGAGAGUCUGGAAAGUUCGAAGACUUCCUGGGCAAACUCAAGAAAGCAAUGUCUGCAGAGGUCUGUCCAUUCACGGUCGUCCUGGACGACCCGUUGGCGAACAGCUACAUUCAAAAUCCGUAUGCCCCCGAUGUCGACGAGCAGGUCACUGUCGAGGAUUACACCAGAACCUUUGAGCAGAACGAAGACUUGGGCCUGAACGACAUGAAGCUCGAAGGCUACGAGGCAGACGACAAACUUGCGCCUCCCGGAAGUGAAAGGAGGGACAAGCCGGACGAGUUGGAGGAUCAGGCACAUGCGAAGCGGGCAAAGUUGGAUACUUUGGCCGAAGCUGAUGAGCCUCAGCACGCUGCCCCACCAGGCGUCGGCAAGGCUCUCAAGCCCCUCGACGACGACGAGAUGGCUUGAGGACCCUUGCCCCGCCCCUGUACUACUCUACCUGUUACAGUGCAAGUGAAUGCUCUAUAUUUCGCAUCAUGUUCAGUAAUUCAAGCACUG
Ceraceosorus guamensis is the source of this 1991-nucleotide messenger RNA. Its product is annotated as putative ZPR1-protein binds to translation elongation factor eEF-1. Lineage: Eukaryota; Fungi; Basidiomycota; Exobasidiomycetes; Ceraceosorales; Ceraceosoraceae. The transcript is spliced from 3 exons. The record is from RefSeq and is a predicted model, not a curated record. Bases 234 to 1901 code for a protein of 555 amino acids. Gene Ontology annotation, molecular function: zinc ion binding. Gene Ontology annotation, cellular component: cytoplasm; nucleus.